Messenger RNA from Actinia tenebrosa (Australian red waratah sea anemone), 1183 nucleotides. Its product is annotated as BTB/POZ domain-containing protein KCTD6. The record is from RefSeq and is a predicted model, not a curated record. NCBI's taxonomy places the organism in Eukaryota, Metazoa, Cnidaria, Anthozoa, Actiniaria, Actiniidae. Gene Ontology annotation, biological process: protein homooligomerization. Gene Ontology annotation, molecular function: protein binding.
AGAGCUGAAACAUUAUCAAUCUCUUUAUGCAGGGAAAGUGAUUCUGUACCUAGCGUUCAAGUUCGAAAAACAACCAGUCUUGAUUGUAUUACACAUAUAUAUUCACAUGUCCUCAGUGAAUGAGAAACCUAUUGGAUUGAACAUUGGAGGCCACGUUUACUUUACUACUCGGUCUACGUUGAAUCGCUGCGAAGAGCAUUCGCUCUUGCGCGAGUCGGUCUUAGGUACACCGCCAACACGUUUAUUCGCACCGCCACGAGCUGCCACCGAUGCACGAGGCAAUUUCUUCUUCGAUAGGGAUGGAGUCGUUUUCCGUCACAUUCUGAAUUAUCUUCGUACUGGAAAACUCUUGCUACCCGAAGAUUUUGGAGAGUUUGAUUUGCUCUUCCAAGAGGCUCAGUUCUAUGAGCUAUCAAAACUUAAAGAGGAAAUAAUUAACGCAGCGAAGGAUAAAGGAAAGGCGAAGAAUAGAUUGUCUCACACACCCAUGUCCGCGGUGAGUGAAACUGAAUUUAUUGGACUAAACAUUGGAGGCCAAGUGUACCUUACAAGUCUCUCAACAUUGAAUCGCUGCGAGAGAGGCUCGUUAUUGUACAGACUUCUAACCGCCGAGAAAGACGUAGCGGCAACCGAUGAACAAGGCAAUUUCUUCUUCGACAGGGAUGGAGUUGUUUUCCGUCACAUUCUGAAUUAUCUUCGUACUGAGAUGCUGUUGUUACCCGAAAAUUUUGAAGAAUUUGAUUUGCUUUUGCAAGAAGCACAGUUCUAUGGCCUUGAUAAACUUCACCAGAAACUAAUAGCGAAGAGUAUCGAAGCAAUGCCGAGGCGAAUUAAAUAGAUACUGCUCAACAAUGAGGGCACCGGUUUUGAUUAUGGCUUCAUUUUCCAAAAGAAACAGUCAUUAAUAGAAAAAAUGAAGAAACACUGAGAUUUUUUAGAGAAUGAGAAGCGACUGAAGACACAAUGUGCCCGAAAAAUUUAGGAUAACAGUAUCCACAUCAUAAUCAGAACUCGGACAUAGCCAAGUUAAGUUCAACUAUUGUAUGUCUGAAACCUUGUGUUUUGACACUGAUACUUUGUCGAUAGCAGUGUUUGUAAGUUCAAAUAUCACCAUGUAUAUUCUUUAAGAUAGUAGACGACAUUUUAGACGUCUGGUCACCGUUUAAUAAAAUAACAUUUUUCA